This is a messenger RNA of Aspergillus fumigatus Af293, 2193 nucleotides long. Its product is annotated as phosphatidylinositol N-acetylglucosaminyltransferase. Gene Ontology annotation, cellular component: membrane; endoplasmic reticulum. Gene Ontology annotation, biological process: GPI anchor biosynthetic process. The record is from RefSeq and is a predicted model, not a curated record. Bases 1 to 2193 code for a protein of 730 amino acids. The transcript is spliced from 4 exons. Lineage: Eukaryota; Fungi; Ascomycota; Eurotiomycetes; Eurotiales; Aspergillaceae.
AUGCACCCCUUUUCCAUCCUCACUCUCGGUAUCUUUGUAGCGGGCUAUAUCACUGCGCGGUGGGAUCUUGUUACGCGGCUAUACGAACUGGCCAUCUUUGCGUGGGAUCACGGUGUCGUGCCUCGAAAUGUCGACAAUGCACUACGUGCUGGAAUCCUCUUUCGCAACAGCCCUCACCCUAUUGCGCGGAUAUUCACGCUCUGUGGAAGGUCGACAAUGCAUGUUCUGGGAUCCACUAAUCCUCAAGAGCCGCCAUCAGCAUUUAACCCGGCCCAUCUCCAUGUGACAACGCAUCCGUCGUAUAAAGUCCCUCGGAUAUAUUGUCCGCCGGAGGCGAAUAUAUCUGUUCAGGUUAUCAUGUUUCAUCGUCCACAUCCGACCCGGAUGGAGUACAUGUCCCUGGAUCCGAUUUCCCUUGCUCUGGGGGAUAAAGCGUCCAUCGCUGAUAAACCAGAGGUUGUACCUUCGACCAUCGAUGCCGAAGAGGAGCGGGAUAGAGCAGUGCGGGGCAAGCUGGUCGAGAAGCUGAAAUUACACACAGUCGUCAAACAUAUGCCUUCGCCUAAGGAGCAAGCACUGCCUCUCAUCAUCAACCAGGUCAAUUGCGCUUAUGAAAUGGGAAAGUUGAUGGAAAAGAAUAGCCAUCUGAUUGGAAUUCGGGUUAAGCGAAGUAUGAGCGUGGGAGAACGAGUGGUCGAGUCGGCGACAACUCUCUGGGACCUCUUUGUCCUCGGUGUCUCAUAUGUGUUCUGGCAGUGGAUCUGGCCGGUGGCCACUCGUGUUUUCAUCAUCGGCCUCGUCUUCCAUCGCACGAUUGCCGAGGUUGUUCUGCAGAUACUUGAGUGGCGAGCUCGUCCUGAUGCAGCUGCUUUGAAAGACAUCUCUGCGACGGCUCAGCAGGUUGACAUUCGACUCCAGCAAUUUUGCUACUGGCCGAUACAGUACGUUAAGCUGCGCCAGAGGAAAGAUGACUGGGAGAGUGUGACCACGAGUCAUCCGGAUUACAUCCGUUUUUACAACAGCUUGUGGCUCGUUGCCAAUGAUGUGAUCAUCGGUAUUGCGCUGGGAUCAUACAUCAUCGACAACGCCAAUUGGGUGGCUUUCCAAAUCAACAGUGUCCUCACUGGCUGGACAGUAGAAGGCUUGCAGAGGACGAUAUCGUGGUUGAUGGACUGGCCGGCCGGCUUGAAGCUUAAUAACGAACUUGCUGCAUUCUUGGGUGACCUCUUUCUCUGGGUCAUUGAAAAUUGGGCCGGUAUGCAUUUUCUUCUACUAGACCUAUUGUUCUCUUUCGCUAAAUUUGGUGCAGCUUGCAUUGCGAAUCUACAGCCUUACCUCCCGCAUGUCAUAUACGUCGUUGGGUGCUCGAGUUUCGCCGGAGCGAGCAUGCCGAUCGCCCUUUUUUCCGAUCUCGUCUCCAUUCUAACCGUGCAUAUCUACUCGUUCUACGUUGCGUCCGCCCGCAUAUUCAAUUGGCAGCUUACUAUCAUCAUAUCUCUCUUUCAUCUCUUCCGCGGCAAGAAGCGCAACGUCCUUCGGCAUCGAAUAGACUCGUGUGAUUACGACCUUGAUCAGCUUCUGCUUGGCACUAUUCUCUUCACAGUCCUCUUCUUCCUUCUGCCGACUGUGAUUGUAUUCUAUCUAACGUUUGCCUCUGCGAGAAUGUUGAUCAUCUCGCUAAAAGCGGCACUCGACACAUGUUUGGCUUUUCUCAACCAUUUCCCUCUAUUUGCGUUGAUGUUGCGCGUGAAGGAUUCCCGACGGUUGCCAGGUGGCAUUCGUUUCGAACUACGCGAGGAACAGGACAGGUCUCUUCAUCCUUACUCCGCUGUCCCUUAUAUCCAUCUCGAGUCGAUUCCACUUUCCCUGCGCGCCAUGUUCGACCAGUACUUCCAACUGGGCCACCGUCUUCGGAAACACUAUCUUUCUCCGCGCGUGAUAUUUUGCCUCUUCACUGGCCGUUUUGUGCCUCCUAUCCACCGCCGUAACCUAUACAGUAUGCAGUACAGCAUGCUCCCUGCGCAUCGGGCCGGUAUGGCCGAGGUGUGGUCUCUGCUGACCCAGCCCCGAAAAACAAGCAGUGGUAGCAGUGGCUCUUCUUCGAUGGGAGGGGUCACGGCUGCCAAUGGGUUAGUUAGGAUUCCAUCGGGGUUUGGUCAAGGAGAUGUCAGACGACGGGGCUACCGCUAUUAA